CCCACGGCCACGACAUGCUUGCUGGCUCCUGAGCACCGGCUGAAGGCGUAAGCGCAGCGACGGCCUUAAUCUUACGGCAGCCUACCUGUCCGAUUCCUUUUCUCUUCUUGCUUUUCACCAUCGCUGGCUGUACACGUUCAGUUCACUUCAAGACUCUGGCAAUCACCGCGUUCACUCCUUCACGCGGCGUCUUUGCUAUUGUUCUAGUCACUCUUUAUUCACACAGUCGUGUCGUAUUCAUACUCCCCCAAGCAACCAAAAAGCCUUGACGCUGGGCCUGAAUAUACCAGUUCACGAACUCCGUCCCAGUACAGUUGUAUAGCUACCGCGAGGAAUCUACCCCAAACCAAACCACAAGCCAUUGAUAUCAAUAUGCGCUACUCAUCUGCCUUGGUGCUGGGCACCGUCGCCGUAGGCCAGGCCGCGGCCCUCAAUGUCCGUCACGCCGGCUUCCACGCUCGUCGCCAGGCUGACCAGAAACGAAGCUACGAUGAUGUCGACUGGUCCAAGGUGUCUUAUGACCUCUCCAACGUCGACUGGUCCUCUGUUUUCGCCAGCUCCCAGGCCACCGCUACACCCACACCCUCAUCCAGCGAGGUUAAGGCUGAAGCCGUGUCGACUUCCCCCGCCUAUACUCCCCCUCCUACUACCACCACCGAGGCCGCGAAGUCCACCGAAACGCAGUCGUCCAACUCGCAUCAGGAGGCCGGCAACGACCUGCUCAAAGGCGUGGAAUCGCUACUCUCCAACAUGGGCGUUGCUAAGCCUGCGUCAGAUCCCCCCAAGUCUAACAACGGCAAGAUGUGGGUUGGCGGCGACUCUUCCUGGAAGACGACAUUCAUCAACGGCGCAGCUUCGGAUGUUGUGUUGCUCUGCUGGGCGGCUGAAGGUUAUACCGGCAUGACUCUCAACGUACACCCGCCCGCCCUCGCCAUCAACAUCAACAAGGGCGCACAAGAGACCAUAUCCUUCGCUGGAGGCGUCCCAGGCGCCUGCUGUCCCGCAUACUCCGACACCAGGCUCGCCAUGUUCGGCGGCUGCGACAACACAUGGUAUGAAUACACCUUCGGCAACAAUGGCGCUUUCGACAUCACCAGGAACGUUAAUAUGAACGGUAACUCUAUCUCGGCCAAGGGCUCAAAGUGCAUAUCCGACAUGAGCACUUGCGUGUUCAAGUGUACGGGUGGCGUCAGCUCUUGCGAGAAAGGUUACGAGCUCGACAACUGCAGCGCGUCGAAUGGCGGCGGCGGUGGCUACGAUUCCAAUAUGCAGGGUGUGGGUGGUGGAUGUGCGAUGGGUUCGUCCGAGGAGCACGUUAAGGUUACUUUCACCUAAGUCUGCCUUGUUCUUGUCUGUUGCGAAGCGUAGUAGGAGAGUUGAAGUUCAUUUGUUUCUCAAGCGUACUUUCAUCCAUCCGUCAUCUCUGUGCAUAUGCUCCCUCCGCGCCGUCUGUCAUUCUACCCGCCUUUUGUUUCUGGAAUACCCUAAGGUCUUGGGGGGUUUGUUAGCUUAGCUACCUACCACACCGUACAUUUAUCCGUCAGCUAGAACCACGACCUCGAAUUUUUAGUCAAUGUGUAUUUGUUUAACUCUCUAGUCCCGUUCUCCUCAAUUCCAAAAAGUU
Lindgomyces ingoldianus is the source of this 1624-nucleotide messenger RNA. RefSeq lists its product as uncharacterized. The record is from RefSeq and is a predicted model, not a curated record. The coding region runs from base 373 to 1335 and encodes 320 amino acids. The transcript has 2 exons. Lineage: Eukaryota; Fungi; Ascomycota; Dothideomycetes; Pleosporales; Lindgomycetaceae.